AUGGCACAGGCUUUUGUGGGCACCUGGAAGCUAGUGGACAGCACGAAUUUCGACGACUACAUGAAGUCACUCGGUGUGGAUUUUGCUACCAGGCAGGUGGGGAACUUGACCAAGCCCACCACCAUCAUUGAAAUGAAUUCGGAGAGGGUCACCAUCAAGACGCAGAGCACCUUCAAGAACACAGAGAUCAACUUCAAGCUGGGAGUAGAGUUUGAUGAAUUGACCGCAGAUGGCAGGAGGGUCAAGUCCAUUGUGACUCUGGAUGACGGCAAGCUGGUCCACAAGCAGAGAUGGGACGGGCAAGAGACGACGCUCGUGCGGGAGCUGAUCAACGGGAAGCUCAUCCUGACCCUCACUCACGGCAGCGUGGUUUGCACUCGCACCUACGAGAGAGAGGCCUGA
Molecule: messenger RNA, 402 nt
Organism: Echinops telfairi (small Madagascar hedgehog)
Lineage: Eukaryota; Metazoa; Chordata; Mammalia; Afrosoricida; Tenrecidae
Product: fatty acid-binding protein, heart-like
Exons: 1
Coding region: 1-402 (133 amino acids)
Biological process (GO): fatty acid transport
Cellular component (GO): nucleus; cytosol
Molecular function (GO): fatty acid binding
Source: RefSeq, a predicted model, not a curated record